This is a messenger RNA of Durio zibethinus, 1137 nucleotides long. Lineage: Eukaryota; Viridiplantae; Streptophyta; Magnoliopsida; Malvales; Malvaceae. The record is from RefSeq and is a predicted model, not a curated record.
CCCCUUGGUAGCCAAAAAGUCUACGGUCUCUCAGACAAAAACAUUUAUUCUGUCUCUUUCUCUUUUGAAUUUUGAUCAUGAUUCACUGCUACAUUCAUAAAUAGUUAAGGUAUAAGUUUUUCUUUUCUUUUUUUUUGGCUAAUAAAUUCUCUGUAUUAUUCUGAAGAACUAAAGAGGAUGGCCAAGACCAACACUGGGAAAGGCGGUACCGGAGUUAGGCAGUACAACAAAUCAGAACUUCCGCGGUUGAGAUGGACUCCUCAGCUUCACCAACACUUUGUUCAUGCUGUGGAUCGCCUUGGUGGAAAAAACAAAGCAACACCGAAGCAAAUAUUGCAGAUGAUGAGUGUAAAAGGGCUCAGCAUUUCUCAUAUCAAAAGCCAUCUUCAGAUGUACCGGAGCUGGAAAGAUAGUAAGAACAUGGACAUGUUUGUACCGGUGAGGCACUUGCGUUUUAGAAGAUCACCAUGCCUUAAACACAAUGCAGCCCUCUUUACGUCAAAUCGCGCAUUAUCUAAGAGGGUAGUAGAAAAUGAACACAAAGAGUGGGAAUGCGAAGGGGGAAAUUUUUCAAAGGAAAGCAAUCAUAGCCUUUUACAAAUGGAAGAAGCAGCUAAUCUCUUUCAGCAUCAGCAGCAGGACUUACAGCCUGCAAAAAGGUUGAAAGAUGAAGGUAUAAUUGGAGGGUUAGCAGAAGUUUGUGAGCUCUCUCUAUCUUUCAGUACUCCUUCCCCAGCUGUUACCAUAAAAGAAUCAGAAGAUGAGAAAGGCUACUUUUACCCUCUAAUAGAUGAUCUGAUCAGCCACCCAACUUUCAUAAGGACUUCAAAAAUAUCCAAUAACAAUUACAUAAAUUUGGACCUAACCAUCUCAACCUCAUUUCCCAAUUGAUCACACUUGGAUUAAUACUAAAUUAAUUUGUAGUAAAAAAAUAGUUUUCUUCUUUUUUUUUAAGGAAACGACUUACUUGAUACGAUAUGUAUAAGCAGCUUUUUUUUUCUUUUCCUUAAUGUAAAAGAACAGAAAAUUUAUAGUCUUAGAUUAGAUUAUUCUAUAUAUACACUAACUAAGAUGGAGUUCAAAAACCCCACGAGUAGCCGAUUGUAAAAUUUUGUCCCAUGUCUAACUAUAAAUAAA